Brenthis ino (lesser marbled fritillary) is the source of this 240-nucleotide messenger RNA. Lineage: Eukaryota; Metazoa; Arthropoda; Insecta; Lepidoptera; Nymphalidae. The record is from the annotation of a GenBank genome assembly.
AUGGAUCAAUCAAGCUGCUAUUCGUCCUGCGGUUUCAUGUCGGCGGGGCCCGGUGGGGGCCGGUGGAGGCCGGCCGGUGACCUGCACAGCACAACAGCAAUGAGCACGGCGCCGUGCGCGGAGGCGCUACUGAGUACAGGCCAAGCAGCGGCGGCACGCGGCGGCCGCGACGCAGUAGCGCGGCCGGUCACAUGGCCGCGCUCGCCGCGCCCUCCGCGCCUCCGCCGCCGGCUAAUUAAU